Syngnathoides biaculeatus (alligator pipefish) is the source of this 1835-nucleotide messenger RNA. Its product is annotated as GTPase IMAP family member 8-like. The record is from RefSeq and is a predicted model, not a curated record. Bases 244 to 1803 code for a protein of 519 amino acids. The transcript has 5 exons. NCBI's taxonomy places the organism in Eukaryota, Metazoa, Chordata, Actinopteri, Syngnathiformes, Syngnathidae. Gene Ontology annotation, molecular function: GTP binding.
GCCCUCAGCAGCUUGGCGGCGCACUGCUUCUGGCCUCGAUAGGCGGCGCAGUGCAGCGGAGUGUUGCCCAACUCGUCUGUGCAUUCCAAGUUGGGCGGCUUCUUGCUGCUCAGCUACACCCACGCACGCCAGAGAGAAGGAACAGAGCGCUCAAGACCGCAAUCGACGUGGACCUCUGGAGAGUCCUGGGGGUUGGUUUGCCUGCCAGCCACUUUAGCACAUUUGAGCAGGACCCCAGGAAGAAUGGCACACGAGCAGGAGAUAAAAGAGGUGCCCGAGAGAAGACUGGUGCUGAUCGGUGGUAAAAGGGAUGGUAAAACCGCUUCAGCCAACACGAUACUGAGAAAAGAGCAGUUUGAAUCCGGACGGACUCGAACAGCUCAGUCGGAGAGCAGACGUGAAAUAGUCGAAGGUCGGGACCUGAUGGUGGUUGACACUCCAGGAUGGAAGAGUUCUUCCUCCCUCAGCGAGAUCCCAGAGAGAGACAAGCAAGAAUUUAAACUGCAUGCCUUCGAGUGUCCACCUGGACCGCAUGGUUUCCUCCUCGUCGUCCCCGCCGACUCCAGGUUCUCCUUCAACGAGAAACUGACUGUGCAGGAACACAUGAAGCUGUUGGGGGAACGGGCGUGGCGAUACUGCAUGGUGCUGUUCACCUUUGGGGACUACUUGGGGAACAGCACCAUUGAGCGGCACAUAGAGAGCGAGGGUGAAGCGCUAACCUGGCUGAUAGAAAAGUGUCAGAACCGAUACCACGUGCUCAACAACAAUGACAGGAGCGAUCCGUCUCAGGUCACUCGGUUGAUAGAGAAGAUUGAUCAAAUGGUGGGUGACAAUGACAACACCUUCUACGUGGUGGAAGAUCACACCUUGAGCACCAUCAAGAAGAACCAAGAAGAAGUAACGGAGAAGGCCAAAGAGAGAUUGACGCAGUCCUUGGAACAGAGAACGAAAAUGAAAAGAAUUGUUUCAGAAAUGGAACCCAUCCAGGAACUUCGUAUGAUUCUCCUGGGCAGCCGCUUUGUUGGGAAAACAUCUGUAGGGAACACCCUCUUGGGAAUCCAAAAAAAUGACAAAGGAAGAACAACAUUCUCUCAGGUCCUGCAGGGCUCAUUGGCCGAGACCAAAAUUACAAUUGUGGACACUCCUGGUUGGCGGAAAGGUUUUCCCGCAUGCAACACACCAGAAAUGAUCAAGGACAAGGUGCUGCAAAGUAUCUUCAAGUGCCUCCCGGGGCCCCACGUUUUCUUGCUGGUGAUCAACGCAGAUACUUCCUUUAACGCCCGGCACCUGGAUGCGGCCACCUCUCACGUGGAGUUGUUCGGGGAGGGUGUGUGGAAACACACAAUGGUGGUAUUCACCCGAGGAGACCGGCAAGGGUCCCACAGCAUAGAGGAAUACAUCGAGACCGAGGGGAAAGCCCUGCGGUCUCUCGUGGACCGGUGCUGUAACAGAUAUCACGUCUUGGACUGUAUGAACCAAUACAUAAGCACCCAGAUCGACGAGCUGCUGGAGAAAGUCAUUCUGACUGUGGCAGGGAACGGACGCCAACAUUUUCGACCCGAUCAGAAGAUGAUGGAGGCCCUGAUGGAAAGAGAAAAAAGAGUGGAAAACGCCGCCAAACGGAGAAGUCAAGUCAAGGCCACCAGAGGAGACGAAGGGCGGUUAGACAGCGUGAGGGGAAGCUGCGGUGAAGGACGUCUCCUGAAGUCCAGUUUCUACCGUGUUCAGCUCCAUUUUGUGCCGGCUGCACUACAGCUUUCUGUCGGCAAGCAGGCUCAUCACCGUCGUCGAUGGCGCCGAUGACUUUGAUGUCGUCUGCAAACGUCAGGGGUUUG